Molecule: messenger RNA, 390 nt
Organism: Exserohilum turcica Et28A
Lineage: Eukaryota; Fungi; Ascomycota; Dothideomycetes; Pleosporales; Pleosporaceae
Exons: 2
Coding region: 1-390 (129 amino acids)
Source: RefSeq, a predicted model, not a curated record
AUGGCGUAUAGAACCCUUACGCGGCGGGAUGAGCCCACGAACAUCUAUAACCAAAUCCGGCUGCUUGAUGUCUACGCAUCAAACUCGGCUGCUGUCGCCGGGGCUAUCCGCAUCGGCUUACACAACCUUUGCUACCAAUCAGCAGCACUCGAGCGACAGGUAAAAGAGAAAUCUCGACAAAACAAGUCCUACGUAGAGUACGCCCAAAGACUGCAGAUAAGGGUGUGGGAGAUGAUGGAGCAACUCCGCCAGUCAAAGCUACGAGCGUUACAGCUGCAGGCGGAGCUCCAGUCUAAGCGAGUGUCUGCCACCGGGUCGAGGCAGCGCAGACAGCGCAGAAACGGCAAGAAACACAAGCCUCAUGGAAGUGAGUAUUGGGAAGGUCGCUGA